Molecule: messenger RNA, 5362 nt
Organism: Apaloderma vittatum (bar-tailed trogon)
Lineage: Eukaryota; Metazoa; Chordata; Aves; Trogoniformes; Trogonidae
Gene: CEP152
Product: centrosomal protein 152kDa
Exons: 28
Biological process (GO): centriole replication
Cellular component (GO): centrosome
Source: RefSeq, a predicted model, not a curated record
AUGUCCCUUGACUUCGAUAGUGGAGCUCUGCAAACUCAACAUGAAGAUGAAGACUAUGACCAAGAGGAUUAUGCAAGAGAACAAGAGUUGAAACUACUAUUGACAGACCUUCCCCAUGACAUGCUGGAUGACAGUGGAAACCAGCUCUCCAGCUGUUCAGACUGUAGCAUUCAUGAGACUGAGGAGCAAUCACGUGAGCCUGGGAAGCACGAUGGAAGGUGGAAUGGUCAUUCGUUGAUAAGUGAUCCUCAAAAUAGUUAUGAACAAGGACAAAAUCUGUACCCUGAACAAUUCUUGCGUGACCAGCAAAAUGAUCGUAUUGAAAAGCUUGGAAAGAAUUGGAAUGGCCUACAUAACGACGCAGAGAAAAAACAUUUAUAUGAUGUUAAAGAUGACUACUGUGGCCAGAAUGGUCAAGAGGAUCCUGAUGAUGUGUAUCUUGGUAGAGAUGGGUUUAAUGCUCCAAGUUGUUACCAACAGAACAAUGUGUAUCAUCUUCCUGAAAACUUCAGGCCAUACGCAAAUGGCCAUAAACCAGAAUUUAGCAAUCAGCAAAGUAAAAUAGUAAGUUUUCCAGAUGCUCCAAAGGAACAUCUUAAGCAGUUUGUUGCAUCUGACAUUGUCAGUGACCAAUCACCAGAAUCUUACAAAGUGACUUAUAAACCAUACCAAAAUGGCGUUCAUCAAAAUAUUCCAGUAAUCCAAGAAGGAACCAGAAGAAAUGAAGUGUUUGAAGAUUUGCAACAUGAAUUCCUGGGCAAUGAUGAAAAUUCUUCAGAAAAUGUGCAGAUUCUUCAACUUCAAGUUCUAAAUAAAGCAAGAGAAAGACAACUAGAAGAACUUAAUGAAAAGCUAGAAAAGAGCACACAGCAGAUUAGAUAUUUGAAUCAUCAGCUUUCAAUGAUAAAAGAUGAAAAGGAUGGUUUGGCUGUUAGUCUUCAUGAAUCUCAAAAGCUCUAUCAGGAUGGGAAGGAGCGGGAAGUGCAUCUUGAAGGUCAGAUAAAGGCACUUGAAACUCAAAUUCGGACUCUUACUGCCAAUGAGGAGCAGAUGUUGAAGCAAUCCAAACUGGCAGAGGUAGCCAUGGAGGGCAUGCAGAAGCAGCUGUUAGAACUUCAGCGAUCAGAUGCCCUUCAGAGAGCCAGAGAACAACACGAGGCCAUUAUUUCAGCACUGAAGCAGAAGUAUGAAAAGCAAGUAUUAUCGUUAGAGCAACAACUUGAUACUACAAAAGCUGCACUCCAAGAGCAGAAAGACCUUUGCAUAAAUCUAGGAAGGCAUGUUAAGCAACUUGAAAAACUGCUGGAAGAAACCAAAUGCGAGAAAACUGAAAUAAUAAAUCGACUGACAAGAAGCCUGGAAGAAAGCCAAAAGCAAUGUGCAAAUUUACUGCACACAGGCUCGAUGCAGGAGACAAAUCAGUUACGAUUUCAGUUGCAACAAGCUCAGUCUGCGCAUAUGAUAAGCAAUAAUAUGAACAAGGCUUUGCAGGAGGAACUAAUGGAACUGAAGGAGGAAAUAGCUUUGUAUGAAUCUGCUGCCAAGCUUGGAGUAUUUUUGAACGAUACGGGUGAAGCGCUGCAUGCAAACAUGGGUGAUUCCUAUGUAGAUUUGGGAAUAAAAAAAAUCCCUGUGAAAAAACCAAAGUUCUGCAGUGCAAUACAGAACAGAGACAUGGAUAGAGAGCUCUCUAAAGAUGAAAUUAUUGUGAAAUUAAAAGCUGAGCUGGAACGUUUAUUGAGCAGUAAUAAAAUGAAGAGAAAUCAGAUUACUCAAUUACAAAAUGAUCUGAAAGACUGCGAGAAGACAUUAGAGGAACACAAGGAGUUGUUGAAAGCAGAAAAAGCAUCGAAAGAGUCAGAGCCUUUCACAAACAUGAAUGAUAAGUUGGUGGCAAGUCCUUCGGUUUCUGAUAAUCUUAAGGAAGAAGUUCUGAGACUCAGAAAGGCUAAUGAAACUUUGCUGCAAGAAGUGGAGAACCAUGCUUCAACUAUUGAAGAACUGAAGGAAAGUGAGGAAAAACUGAAAAUCUUAAAUCAAGAUCUCUGUCGUCAGAUGAGAAAGAUGGUUCAGAAUUUUGAUCAGGAUAAACAAGAAGCCAUUGACCAGUGUGAAAGAAUCUAUCAACAACAUCAUGAGGACACAAAAGCACAUUUUGAGAAAGCCCUGAUGGAGAGGUGUGCUGCAGAAAAACAGCAGCUUAUUGAAACUUACGAAGAGACAAUCUCGGAGUUAAAGGCUGACAUAGAGGAGCUGAACAAAGAGAUGACUGCAGUGAAGGAGUGUUACAUUGGAGUCUGUGGGGAGAAGGACACCUUGGAAGCUACUUUAAGGAAGAAAUUUGAGCGAGAGCAGCAGCUGAAGGAAGAGAAGCUCAAGAAACAGCUGCUAGAAGAAAAACAAGACAGUCUUAACCUUCUGAGGACUGAGCUUGAAGAGAAACACACCAGAUCUAUGACAGCAGCACAGAAGCAGUGGCUGGAGGAAAAAAACCAGCAAGUUGAAAAGGAAGUUGCAUUAGCCAAAGUUCACUGGGAGAAGGAAGAAAAAGAGAAAAAAGAACAAGUCUUUGCAAAAAUAGAAAGAGAAUGGCAAAGUAGGUUGGAUGAAAUGAGAAGAACUGUAGUUGAAUAUAAUGACCGCAGCACCCAAACUGACCGAGUAACAGUUGUGGAUGAAGUUUCAACUAAAGAGUUAGAAGGGAUUGUUGAAGACCAGAGGCUGCAGAUCCAGAAGGCUCUGAAAGAAAACAUGGCUUCUGAAGAGGCCUUAAAAGAAUUUGAAAUAGAACUGGAAAAUAAAUACCGUAAAAAUCUUGCCAGCCAGGUAGAUGCAGCUUUAACCCAAGCUCGUGCCAAAUGGCUGCAAGAGUUAACAGACCUCAAAGAGUACAAAUUAGCCCAAGUUCUCUCCGCUGCUGAAGAGAAAUGGAAGAAAGCACACGAGAAUACAGAGAAAUCUGGACCAAGAAUGAAAGAACUUGAAGAAAAGGUAAUUUCUCUCCAGAAGGAAUUGGAGCUAAAGAAAGAAGAAAUCCCUGCAGCUAUCAAAGCAGAAUUAGCAAAAGCCCGUGCUCAGUGGAACAAAGAAAAGCAAGAAGAAAUCCUGCAGAUACGAGAGCAAAAUGAGAGAGACUACCGAUCAUUCUUAGACGAUCAUAGAAACAGAAUUAAAGAGGUACUUGCAACAGCAAAGGAGGAUCUUGCAAAGCAGAAGAAUUAUCUCUCCAUUCAGAAAGAUGCAGAAAUAAAGAUUUUACUAGACCAAAAGCAGCGAGAAUGGGAGGCUCAGGAAACAAAGAGAGUGCAGGGAGAAAUUAGUCGGUAUGAGGAGAAGAUUCUAGUUGAUCUUGAGUACUUGUUGAGUGAAAUCCAUGAAGAACUAGUCAAGUGCACGCAGAAUAAGAAUUCUUGGAAGGAUGAAUGUUUUGAUGCUCAUGUUCAGUUAAACAGUCAAUGCAAAGACAAGAUGAAGGCUUGCUUACAACGGGCUUACAGAACCACAGUUUUUACAAUUUUGGAAAAGAAAGAGCGAGAAUGGAAAGAGAAAUAUGAAGAGGAAGUGAAUAACAUAAAUAAAGAGGCAUACCCUUGCCUGCAAUGUGGUGAAAGAGAAACUGGGGAGAUGGCAAGAUCCCCUGUGAACAAUGUUGGACACCAAGCAGAAGCACAAAGGAGGCUAGGGAAACGGCCACCCUUACAGGAAACUGGAACAGGCACAGGUCAGAAAUACACAAGAAGGAACUUGGGGUCUUGGGAUGAUUUUUGCUGUGAACGCUACUGCCAGGAGCUUGAAAAAACAGAGGCUGUGUGCCAGGACUUUAAAAGAGAGCUGGAGGUAGCUUCAUGUUCCUUCAUAGCAAGCUAAGGAUGUCUGUGGGCUAAGUCAGAGCAAAUGCAGGAAAAUGAGAAGUUUCUAGAAGCUCCAAUUGCAGAAAACUCUGAGAUGAAGACUAAACUGAAAGACUUGGAGACACCACCAGGGUCACUAUCAAAGGGACGCGUCUCAAAACUUUGUACAUCCUGUGACUGUGUGAAAGGACUGGAAGAAAUGCGUGCUCAGUACAUUAAAGCUGUGAACAAGAUUAAGUGUGAUAUGGUUUGUUACAUCCGUGAAAGUAAGGAGCGAGCUGCUGUAAUGAUUAAAACAGAGGUUUUAAGAGAGCGCCAAGAAACAGCACGGAAAAUGCGCAAAUACUGUUUGAUGUGCCUUCAACAACUUCUUACUGAUAAUGGGAAACAUGAAGGAGCUGAGAAGAAAAUAAUGAAUGCUGCCAGUAAGCUUGUUGCAAUGGCUAAAGCACUUGAAACACCUCUUCAACACAUUCCUCAAAGCAAAUCUACCUGCGCAGCUCUGCUAUUAAAUUCUGAUCUGCCACUUGGAGCUGAGUACUCAAAAAGGGAUCGCAUUCUUCAGACUAGGUCGAACCAUAUGGAAAGCAAAUCAUGUGGUGAAAGCAUUACCAAAAAAGCCAAUGAUCAAGUUGUCCAGAAACGUUUGCAGUUUGAUGCAAUGCAGACCGAACCUCAACAGAUACUUCAUGAAACAGUGACUUCAAAUAUUCAGGAUGAGAAUAAUUCUAAAAAUCUGGAUAGCGCUUCAAGAGAUAUUCUGCCAGAGUUUUAUGAAGAUGGAGUAAGUGUAGACAAAGGAUUCCUGUGUGCUGCGAGUAAUAUAGCAUGUCAGAAUGCCCCUCCAUCUGCUUUUCGAGUAACUCCAGAAAAUACGCAGGCACCCGGCUUUACAAAUGGCUGUGCCACCUCUGGGCCAGCUCAUCAUCUGCUUAAAACCAAGAGCGAAAGAAUGGUCAUGAACACGGAUAAAUGUAUCCAGUCAUGUGGAAAAUGGAAAACUAAAUCUAAAAGAACUUGGGAAUCUGAUUGUCAAGAAACUCCAGAAAGAGAUGAAGGAAACUGCAGUGAAUGGAGCUCUGUGAACGGAAGCCUGCAUCUGGAUUGUAGCAAGAGGCCUCUCGUGUGUCCUGAGCAAAAAGCCGGUACUAGUGGGCAAGCACAGGCUGCGUACUGUGAAGAGUUUCCCCACAUCAGGUCCCUUUCCCCUGAGGAUGAAAUUGUUGUUUCUGGGGGAGGCAUUUCUAAGGGCAACGGCAAGAUUGUCAGCACAAGAAGCAGCACUAAAGCGUACAGGAGAGGCCCCCUGAUAACAAACCCAGAACAUACUUUAUUCCUCAACUCUGACAAAUCAAAUUCUGCUGUCACACAACACAAGAAGCUGGGGUUGCAGACCGAUGAGAAGGGAUCUUCUGCAUUACUGACUGCUGUGGAAAAGCUGAGGGUGCAGCAGAUCCCAGCUGUAGUGAGGAAACCAGGGGAGUUUUCAUCAGCAGGCGAUGUAGCCCGAU